Messenger RNA from Anastrepha ludens (Mexican fruit fly), 463 nucleotides. Its product is annotated as putative nuclease HARBI1. Lineage: Eukaryota; Metazoa; Arthropoda; Insecta; Diptera; Tephritidae. The transcript is spliced from 2 exons. The record is from RefSeq and is a predicted model, not a curated record. Bases 13 to 345 code for a protein of 110 amino acids.
UGUGAUCAUACAAUGAAAAUAACUUAUAUAAAUCCGAAAAAUCCAGGAGCUACUCAUGAUUCUAUAGCUUUCAACAUGUCGCCAUUGAAAGCACAUUUAGAGGAGCAACAUCUCAAUGGUCGUCGCAAUACUUGGCUCCUCGGUGAUGCUGGAUACGCUCUAAAACCAUAUUUAAUGACGGCGCUCAGAAACUCUGAGGGAGGGUCUCCACAAAGGGCAUACAACAAACAACUUGCUAAAGCGAGAAGUAUCAUUGAGAGAACAAUUGGAGUCUUGAAAAACCGAUUUAGAUGUUUGUUGCAGGCAAGAGCUCUCCACUAUUCUCCAAAAAAGCAACACAAAUGAUUAAUGUGUGUGCAGCUUUGCACAACAGUUGUCUGCUUUACAGUGCUCACCUUCCGGAUGAAAAGUUAUCCGAUGAGACCCUCAACGAUGAUGCUGGAGAUAUUGAAGUGGAGUCAAA